Parnassius mnemosyne (clouded apollo) is the source of this 2592-nucleotide messenger RNA. The record is from the annotation of a GenBank genome assembly. NCBI's taxonomy places the organism in Eukaryota, Metazoa, Arthropoda, Insecta, Lepidoptera, Papilionidae.
AUGGAGUUCGUAUCUAAUAUUCUAUAUUUAUUUCAGGAUCGCCAAAUAAUUUUAACUUCUUUACUGUAUAUAUUUGAUAGCACAUUAUGCUCCCGAGUCAUAGAUGGUUUAAGUCAAAAGAGUGUUUACGUAGCGGAAUACUGCCCAAAGAUGCAGUACUGCAAAGAAGGAACGCACGUUAUGUGUAUGUACUAUGACAAAAACAGGGAAAUGGGGCCACAUUGCCUCAACUUCCAGAACAUAACCAUUACGCCAGUGCUAGCCACAAAAUUACUAGAAAUAUCUAAUGCAAUAAGAAGCAAAGUAGCCCUAGGCAGGGAAAAAGGAAAAGGCGGCGCCCCUUUACCGAGGGCCUACGGAAUGAUAAGAUUGCAAUGGGACGAAGAAUUGGCAACGUUCGCUCAAGUGUUGGCAAAUCAAUGUGUUUUAAAACAUGAUAUGUGCAGAGCUACAAAAACCUUUCCUGAUCCCGGACAAACCGCCAGUAUAGUGCGGUAUACUUUUCCUGAUUGGAAGACAAAUAGCUUACCCAAAGACGAGGGAAACGGACCAGGUCUCAACCAAGCCAAGUUGGUAUACGCAAUCACAAAGAGCGCCAAGACUUGGUACAUGCAAAAAGCAGUGGUUACACCUGAAAUGAUCACUAAAUACCCAGAUUGGUUGCAAAAUCCAACAAAUAAAGCCGGAAAACUAUAUUUGGAAAUGAUCACCGCCCACGCGACUCACAUGGGUUGCGGAAUGUCAGCAUACUCGGAAUACACCUACACAACAAACAACGCUGCUAUGCACUAUAAUACCGUCCAAAUAGUUUGCAACUUUUCGGCUCGCCCACGUUCGGGAGGUUUGGUAUACAACACAGAGGCGCCAAGUAUCACAUCCCCUGGCUCUCAGUGUGGAUGCCCCGCCGGGUACGAUGAAGACGAAGACUGUCUCUGUAAUGAAAACCCUAAUUAUACACCAGCUCCCAAACAGAAACUACGAUCGUGCAGUGGUAGAAACUGCGCUCCACCAAUUGUUUUAUUGCCAAUAGUUGCAAUGGAAGACGCGCCGCCUACUAAAUUAAUAGCAAAAAGAUUCAAUAAUGAGACCCUAGAUCAGUCGGACAUUUUAGAAAUUUUCAACAACGAUAAAACUGAGAUAAAUUCCGCCGUAAAAGAGGCUUACUCACGUAACGACUUUGAAGAGAUGCUACGUGAGGCUCGCAAUAAUUUGCAACAAGCAAGAUCGCAAACAAACAACGAACAUUCAUGGAAUAUGCAAAAUGUAUACGUUCCGAAGAAACCUUUAAUACCGGGAAUUGGACAUCAGGCACAAUCUAUUCAUAGAGGCCUUGAUCACGUUCGACCGAGCGCGAAUCAAAUUUCAAGAAAAAGCUUAUUUUCAAAGGUUCAGAAAUUUGAAUUACCCAUAAAAACACAAAUUAAAAAGGAUGUACUACCGAGAAAAGAUUUUUCAAAAGUACAAAACCUUGUGAAAACGUAUAUGAAUACAAAAAGAAAUUCCGAUAAUAUACUACUACAUAACGACCUAAAGAUCAAUAACCGUGUUAAUAAUAUACAAUCUCUGAAUUUAAAUGAUAUGAAAGCAAGACUUAACACAGCUGGUACAGAAAAACUAAUUCCACGGAACUAUCAAAUAUUUAAAAAUAAACUCCAUGACGAUAUCGUCGUUGACAACAAUUCCAUCUCUAAUUUAUAUGGAAAAACAUCCAAUGAAGACACUGAUAAGAAACUUAUGUAUUUACUAAACAAUUUAGAACAAGAAGUCAAUCAUAUUAACCUGAAUCAAACUGAAAAAGAAAUUUUGGAUGACAAAUUGAGAAAAAUUUACGGACGCAUAAGCAAUAAACCAAAAGAUUUUAUAUCAUCUAGGAAGCUUAAUGAUGCUAACCAAGUUGAAAAAAGUGACUUUCUUAGAUUUGAAAAUACUGUACAUGAGCAUUUGUUAAACGAGAGAAGAAAUAAUGAUAAAAAUCGUAUAGGCGAUAAUUUCAAAGAAGAUAUAUCUAACCGACGUUUAACUACUGAUAAUAAUAAUUUAGAUGUACAUGAACGAUUGUUACUCAAAGAAAGAAACAGUAAUGAGGAUUUUGGAUCUUUAAAAACAAGGUUGGAGAAGCCCAUAAAUGAAAAUGAUCAUAACAUUAAUGCUGAUUUAAAAUAUAUUAACAGAAUACUUUCUAGAAAUCGAAAUGCGCUUGUGGAAUACGAUGACAGAUACAGAAAAAAAUUACGCGCUUUAGUUAACAAUGACAAUUUUGAUCAAAAUCUAAACAGGCGAGAUUCCAGAGUACCUGACUUGCGAGAUGAAAAAUAUGCAUAUAAAAACUACAAUGAAAUAAGGCAUAAAAAUUACUAUCCAAAUCAUUUGGACAGUGAGGGUCAAAUAGGUCACGACAGGCGAAAAUAUUACCAGGAAAAGAUAAAUUAUUUAGAACGAAAACUACAAAAAGCCAGAAGCCACCGACGUCACAACAAACCCGAUGGAGAUCGUCAGUUACGACCUGUUCAGCCUGAUAGACCAAUGCAACCAAAAACUCAAAAAAACGUUUUCUAUUUACCAGAAAGGGCCCGAAGUGUUCAUGGAUUUUAA